AGGAAAAAGAAAAGGCGCGACCAGUGACACGUGUAUCCGCUAACCGUAGAGGUUUUGUCGCUGGCGGCACGAAAACAAAAGAGUUUGAAAUUAGAAAGCGGGAUUAGGGUUUUGCACUCCACAGUCCACUCACUCACCUUGUUCUUUUUCUUCUUCUUCUUCUUCACUGCAAUCUCUCUCUCUCUCUCUCUCUUCGCUUUCCAGAAAAUGGUGAACCCUAGAUGCUUCCUCGACAUCACCAUCGGCGGCGAGUUAGAAGGCAGGAUCGUCGUCGAGCUCUUCCACGACGUUGUUCCCAAAACCGCCGAGAAUUUCCGCGCCCUCUGCACCGGCGAAAAGGGCAUCGGCCCCAACACCGGCGUCCCCCUCCACUACAAGGGCAUGUGUUUCCACCGCGUGAUCAAAGGGUUCAUGAUCCAGGGCGGCGACAUCUCCGCUGGGGAUGGCACCGGUGGGGAAUCAAUCUAUGGCGCCAAGUUCGAGGACGAGAACUUGGAGAUGAAGCACGAGAGGAAGGGGACGCUUUCCAUGGCCAAUGCGGGACCCAACACCAACGGCUCCCAGUUCUUCAUCACCACCACGCGCACUCCUCACUUGGACGGAAAGCACGUCGUGUUUGGGAAAGUUCUGAAAGGAAUGGGCAUUGUUCGAUCUGUGGAACACGUUGUUACUGGGGAGAAUGACCGUCCCACUCAGGAUGUUGUGGUAGUUGAUUGUGGGGAAAUUGCUGAAGGGGAAGAUGAUGGAGUUGUUAACUUCUUUAAGGAUGGUGACACCUAUCCCGAUUGGCCCGCUGAUCUCGAUGUCAAACCUGAUGAACUUUCUUGGUGGAUGAGUGCUGUGGACGCUAUCAAAACCCUUGGGAAUGAGCAGUACAAGAAGCUAGAUUAUAAGAUGGCUCUCAGAAAGUAUCGCAAAGCUUUGCGCUAUUUGGAUGUGUGUUGGGAGAAGGAGGACAUUGACCAAGAGAAUAGCGCUGCUUUGAGAAAGACAAAAUCUCAAAUCUUUACAAACAGUUCUGCUUGUAAAUUGAAAUUAGGUGAUCUACAAGGAGCGUUACUGGAUUCAGACUUUGCGAUGCAUGACGGAGAUAAUGCGAAAGCUCUGUUUCGCAAAGGCCAGGCAUAUAUGUUACUCAACGACCUAGAUGCUGCUGUUGAAAGUUUCAAGAAAGCAUUAGAGUUGGAGCCGAAUGAUGGAGGGAUUAAAAAAGAGUAUGCCACUGCCAGGAGGAGGGUUGCUGAUAGACGUGAUCAAGAGAAAAAAGCUUAUUCUAGAAUGUUCAAAUAGAGUUUUUGCUGUAAUGGUACAUGUGGCUGAAAAAUCAGAUAUUUGUGGGGGACAUGUCAAUUAAAUUUUGAACAAUUUCUGAUUUUUCUGUCAGUAGUUAUGAAAACAUCAGAUAUAGUGUAUGUUUUUGAAUUUAUUCUUUCUAGAUUGUGAAGUUGUGAUAGAGCCAUUCAUAUCAUCAUACUUUUUUUUCUUCUGUCAAACUCGUUAAUCAUCAACCGUUAACUGGUGAUUUUUUGUAAUAGAGCAAGCAGAUUGAGACAUCUCAGAAUGAGACUUCCCAACUCACUUUCCCUGAUUUUCUUUUAUUGCCCACAA
Messenger RNA from Glycine soja, 1608 nucleotides. Its product is annotated as peptidyl-prolyl cis-trans isomerase CYP40-like. Gene Ontology annotation, molecular function: protein binding; peptidyl-prolyl cis-trans isomerase activity. Gene Ontology annotation, biological process: protein peptidyl-prolyl isomerization. The coding region runs from base 208 to 1290 and encodes 360 amino acids. The record is from RefSeq and is a predicted model, not a curated record. The transcript has 8 exons. Lineage: Eukaryota; Viridiplantae; Streptophyta; Magnoliopsida; Fabales; Fabaceae.